AUGGUUCGCCUGCAGCUUCCGCCGGUGCCGGAAGGCGUCGAUCCGUACCUCUACAUCGAGCGCUACCUACACUACCUCUUCAAUCCGAUGCCGACGCCAGGUUUCGACGCUCGGCUGUACGUCCUAUGGGCGCUGAUGGGCUAUGGUAGCGUCAUGGCGAUCGUCUACCUCCAGUCAAACGGGCUGCACAUCGUCGGAAACCAACACGCCCUCUUCGCCUUCUUCUCCCUCGCGAGCUGCGCCGUCCUACUCUGCUACAAUAACAACUUUCGUCGCGUGGCGCUGCUACAGCGAUUCCAAUCCCGCACAUACUUCUGGCGUUCGCUUGUCUGGAUCCCCCUCAUUGUACACGCCUGGAUUUCGUCGUGGUCGAAUCUCCAGGCGGCGAUUCUAUCCUCGCAAAAGGCGACAAAGACACACAUCCUCUCGCCGAAACUCGCCAACGGCCUGUACAUCGCCGGCUUCCUCGUCCUCAUCCCCGUCAUCGUCCUCGACGUCUACACCGCGUUCGCAUGGAGGAAGACGUGGGACGCGGGCCUGGUCUUGCGGACAACCCUCACAUCGCUUGAUCAAGCGCGACCGAGCAACUCGGCACGAGCGGCUAAGGCUGCAAUUGCCGCUCAGUUUAACAGGGUUGCCGACAAGCUACACAUGCUCCAGGCCGUCCACGCUCUCUACGUCUUCACAAUGCUCAUCAUCAUCGGCGUCAACCUUGGCGGACUCGGCUUACUUUUCACGCUGCAGCGGCAGGUCAAGUUCAACAGCCACCUCUCCUUGCAGAUCCGUACUAGCAGUCACCCUGCUCACGCGUCUAGUACAACAAGUGCCGGCUCGUCCAUCGGGACUCCUCUCGCUUCGCCCGCCCUCGGUCCUCCCUCCACUGCCUUGCUCUCCGACCCGCCUCAUCCCCUCUCCCCGCGCGUCAACGGUGACCAAACACCGCCCAAGACAAAUCUUCUCCGCCACGUCUUCUUCGCCGGCCAGACGAAGGAGAAGGACGACUCAUCCGACACCACCGCUUCGAGAGGGCGGAAUCACAUCUCGGUUGGUCAACUGAAGGAGGCGGCGGAGAAUACGACGCAGGCGGGUGCGGCGACGAGGCAGCAGGCGAAGCAGUUGCUGGCGCUGCAGAAGGUCGAGUGGGACAUGAUUGUCGAACUCUCUCUCUCUCUCGCAAUCUCUCCCUCAUCCGUCUACUCUUCCUGGCGCACAAUGGAAGUCUCCUUCUACCUUGGUUUGUCCUCCCUCCCUUCCCUCCCUUUCGCUCCACCACUAACUCCCGCCCCUCUAGUCCCCUGGAUGUACCUAACAGGCGUCGACUGCUCGCUCACUUCCCUCACCCUCAACUCGAUCCGCCACCUCCUCUCCUCCUCCUCGCGCCUCGCAAAUGUGAUCGGCCUGCACGGCCGGCAGGUCGAUGGACGCCAAGUGAGUGUAUCGGGAUUGACGAGCGAUGAGUUGGAGAGUGAGAGUUAUGGGAGGCCGGGUGCCACACGGGCGUUGGGGACUAUAUCCCGCGUUGGGGAGGAGGAGGAGGGAGAGGAGAGAGGGCAUGUGGCGGUCAAGAUGGAUGCGAGGAAGAGGGACGAGACGCCUUCGGGGACGUCGACGGCGAGCGUCUAG
Messenger RNA from Rhodotorula toruloides NP11, 1623 nucleotides. RefSeq lists its product as uncharacterized. The coding region runs from base 1 to 1623 and encodes 540 amino acids. The record is from RefSeq and is a predicted model, not a curated record. The transcript is spliced from 8 exons. NCBI's taxonomy places the organism in Eukaryota, Fungi, Basidiomycota, Microbotryomycetes, Sporidiobolales, Sporidiobolaceae.